Trifolium pratense (red clover) is the source of this 5292-nucleotide messenger RNA. RefSeq lists its product as uncharacterized. The coding region runs from base 295 to 4722 and encodes 1475 amino acids. NCBI's taxonomy places the organism in Eukaryota, Viridiplantae, Streptophyta, Magnoliopsida, Fabales, Fabaceae. Gene Ontology annotation, biological process: regulation of transcription by RNA polymerase II. The record is from RefSeq and is a predicted model, not a curated record. The transcript is spliced from 18 exons.
AAAAAACGCGAACUCUCUUUUCUUUUCUCUCUCUAAUUUUUUCUCUCACUCUCGUACUACGUUUUUUUAUUUUUUAUUUUUUAUUUAAUUUCUCUUUCUAGCCCCAUGAAAGCGAAAUCGAACUGCACAAAAAAACGGAUCCCAAACAAUAACUGAACCCUAACCCUAGAAAACGGGGCUUAUCCUCUUCAUCCCUUUUCCGUUCAUUCAUUCACUUCCAUAACCGAAUCAAACUUCGAUUACGUUUCUCACUGUUUCACGAUUUCACGAUAGGGUUUCAAUUUCUAUAAUGGAAUGCUUUCUUUCCUCUGCACCUUGUUAUUGCCGCCGAUGACCGGAGAACGAUGUUACCGCCGGAAGAAUACCACGGAAGAAGGUUCCGCCGCCUUUAUACAAGAGAUGCCGAUGCCCUCUCCGGCCGAUAUUCCGGCGGUAAUUCCGGCCGCGUUGGAGAUUGAUUACUUCUCGCAGGCGAGGAAAGCGCUUAGCGAACGUUGUCCUUUUGAUGUUGCUGAGGAAACGUCGACUUCUGCUGCUGUUACUCUGCCGAGUGGGUUAGCUAGUUUGUUGAACCGUAAUGGGGAUAACCGGAAGCGCCACAAGAAGUCUCAUUCCGGUGUCGGUGAUAAAAAGAAGAAAUCGUCUAGGGCUAGCGACAAGUUGCGUAGUUUUAAUGUUUGGGUUGAGACGGAGGAGUAUUUCAGGGACUUGAAUUUGUCUGAUAUUGAUACUUUAUUGGAAGCUUAUUCCUCUUAUAGUUUAGCUUCUCGUGAGUGUUUUACAAUUCCACAAUUUGGAAAUGCUACUAGGUUCAAUGUAGUUAGUAGUGUGGAUGAGAAGAAGCAUGCUCCAAUAUUCAAUUUAGUUAGUAGUGAGAAUGAGAAGAAUGCUGUUGAAGAGGUAAACAACGAGAAUGAUUCCUUGGGAAUUGAGUUAAGUGAUGUUGUUGAAUUGGAAAAAGCUUUGCCACUUGAUGAUGAUAAGAAUUGUGAUGCUUCUGAUGAUUCGUGUGUUAGUUUAGAGUGGUUUUUAGGUAGUAGGAAUAGAAUUUUUUUAGCUUCUGAGCGCCCAUCUAAGAAAAGGAAGCUUUUAGGUGGUGAUGCUGGCUUGGAGAAAGUUGUAAUGACUAGUCCUUGUGAAGGGGACCAACCUUAUUGUCAUUAUUGCGGCAGUGGAGAUUCUGGCACUGAUUCCAAUCGGUUAAUAGUCUGCUCUUCUUGUAAAGUCGCAGUUCAUCGGAAGUGCUAUGGUAUACAAGACAAUGUAGACGAGUCUUGGUUGUGUUCUUGGUGUAAGCAAAAGGGCGAUGUUGAUGACUCGGCGACUCCAUGUGUUCUUUGCUCAAAGAAGGGUGGUGCUUUAAAACCAGUUAAUAGUGCUGUUGAAGAUGAUGGGUCUGGCCAGUUUGUGCACCUGUUUUGUUGUCUGUGGAUGCCAGAGGUUUAUAUUGAUGAUUUGAAGAAGAUGGAGCCUAUUAUGAAUGUGGCAGACAUCAAGGAAACCAGAAGAAAAUUGGUGUGUAAUGUUUGCAAAUUGAAAUGUGGUGCUUGUGUUCGGUGUACUCAUGGAUCCUGCAGAACUCCUUUCCAUCCUUUAUGUGCAAGGGAUGCUAAACAUAGAAUGGAAGUUUGGGCAAAGUAUGGUAUUGAUGAGAUUGAAUUGCGGGCUUUUUGCUCGAAACACUCUGAUCUACAAGAGAACAGAAACAUCUUGCCAUUAGGAGGCUCUGUUGCAGUUGGCAGUGAAAUUCCAGAAGCUAAUGACCUUUCAGUGACUUUGCCGGUGAAAAGUGAACACGAUUUAAAAAUUGGUUGCAGCAAUGGAGGAUUGGAGUCUGAUAGUAAUCCAGACAAGUUGAACCAUAAUGAUGAAACUCCUAACGGAGGAUUGUCUGUCUGUAUGAUUAGUGCUCAAGAUACGUUGGGAUGUGGCGCUGCGCCACCACACAAUAUUGGGGUGGCAGGGAGAAGCAAUGAGAAUGUUAAUGUCUCUGAAUCCCCCAGAUUUGUACUUGUUUUGAGAAAGUUGAUAGAUAAAGGGAAAGUUGAUGUAAAAGAUGUAGCAUUGGAGAUUGGCAUUUCACCAGAUACAUUAACUGCAAAUAUCAAUGUAAUGCUUGAAAUUUAUCCUGUCCACUUUGUGAAAAAUGAUUAUUUGAACAAAAUAAAUUUUAUUUUUAUGCUUCAAACGUUAUACUUUCAGGAAGCUUAUAUGGCCCCUGACAUGCAACACAAAAUAUUCAAUUGGCUAAAAGCCCAUGUGUAUACUGGUGCAUCUCAUAAAGGCUUAAAAGCCAAAUUCAAACCGGCCAAUGUAUCUAUAAAUGAAACGGGAGCUUCAGACGGUUCUGAUACUUCACCGUUAUCUGAUUCAGGCUUGCUGGAUCCUGUUGCUGUUAAUGUUAAGUCUGUACCACCAAGGAGACGAACUAUCAAUAACAUUAGGUUUUUGAAGGAUAAUAAAGUUAUAUCUUCAUCUGAGGGGGUUACCACUAGUGAGAAUGGGGUGUCAAUUGAUAAGUUCCUAGUUUGUCAGCCUGAGUGUGAAAGUCCAGGACGUUCUGACAAAGCAUCAAUUCCUGAUGCCACUGAAACGAAUUUAACCAAGUCUGAGGAUAUAUUUCAUGAGGUUCAAGGCAAUGCUGAUGAGCCCUACAAGUCCAGCUUAUCUGUAUGUGUUUCAGAAGAGAAGUCUACUGCUUGUUUGCCGAAUGCUUCAGAUCAGGACUAUCCAGCUCAUUCUGCUUCAGAACCACCGGUUCCUGGUUUCAUAAAAAUGGAAGCUAUCUCUAGUUACAUUCACCCUUACAUUAACAAGAAAUUGCUGCAGAUUCGUGAUGGCUUGCCCUCAGAGGAUCUUAUGGCAGGUUUAAGUGGCUACAGAAAUUCUUUGAUUGAAUCCUCUGGAGCUAAUAGCUGCUCAAGUAGUGAAAACCAGCAAUUAAUUUGCACUGACGUUUCCAAGGCUGAUCAAGUAAAGAUGGAGCAGUUGGAUAGAAAUGAGUUGGAGGGGGAACUUAUAUAUUUUCAGAAUAGGCUGCUGCAGAAAGCAGUUGCAAAAAACAGGCUUACUGAAAACUUGGUCUACAAUGUUGCCAAGAUUCUGCCUCAGGAGAUUGAUAAAACACAUCAACAAAGAUGGGAUGCUGUGAUUGCUAAUCAAUAUCUGUGUGAUCUUAGGGAGGCGAAGAAACAGGGUAGAAAAGAAAAAAAGCACAAGGAAGCACAGGCAGUAUUGGCUGCUGCAACUGCAGCAGCAGCAUCAUCUUCUAGGGUUUCUUCUUUCCGUAAAGAUACCAUAGAUGAAUCUUUGCAACAGAAUUCAUUAAAGUUGGAUGCUUUAAGUGGGCGGACUGGUGCAUGUUCUCAGCCAAUGCCACGUGCCAAAGAGACUCUUUCUAGAGUUGCUGUCACUAGAGCUUCAACAGAGAAAUAUUCGGAUUUUUCUCUGCCAAGCUCAGAUUUUUCUAAGGUGCAACGUAAAUCAUGUGAUAUCUGCAGACGCUUUGAGAAUAUGUUAAAUCCUAUCCUAGUCUGCUCUGGUUGCAAGGUUGCAGUGCACUCAGUUUGCUAUCGCAGUGUGAAGGAAACAACAGGUCCAUGGUACUGUGAAUUAUGUGAAGAUCUAUUGUCCAGAAGUUCAGGUACACCUGAUAUAAAUAGCUGGGAGAAGCCUUACUUUGUUGCAGAAUGUGCUCUCUGUGGUGGUACUACUGGUGCUUUUAGGAAGUCAUCUGAUGGUCAAUGGGUUCAUGCCUUCUGUGCCGAGUGGCUUUUUGAGUCUACAUUCAGAAGAGGACAGACAGAUAUUAUUGAAGGAAUGGGGACUGUGCCAAAAGGAGUUGAUAUUUGUUGCAUCUGCCACCGCAGGCAUGGUGUAUGUAUGAAGUGUUGCUAUGGCCAUUGCCUGACCACAUUCCAUCCAUCAUGUGCUAGAAGUGCUGGUUUGUUCAUGAUUGUGAGGACUGCUGCUGGGGGAAAGAUUCAACACAAGGCUUACUGUGAAAAGCAUAGUUCGGAGCAGAGAGCAAAGGCUGAAAAUCAAAAUCAUGGAGUUGAAGAGUUAAAAAGUAUCAAGCAAAUUAGGGUUGAACUUGAGAGAUUACGCCUCCUUUGUGAAAGAAUUGUCAAACGGGAAAAGAUAAAGCGGGAAUUGGUUCUAUGCUCACAUGACAUACUAGCCUUUAAAAGAGAUCAUGUGGCUAGGUCUGUCCUUGUUCAUAGUCCUUUCGUCCUUCCAGAUGGUAGCUCAGAAUCAGCUACAACAUCCCUUAAAGCAACCACAGAGGGGUACAGAUCGUGCAGUGAAGCUCUCCAAAGAUCAGAUGAUGUUACUGUGGAUAGCUCAGUUUCUGCUAAGCACCGUGUCAGAGUUGCCGUAUCCAUGGACACAGACCCAAAAUUGGAUGAUGACUGCUCUACCUCACAAAGUCACUAUAACCACAAGAUUCCAGAGAAGCAAUUUUCUGGCAAACAGAUUCCUCGUAGAGCUUCGGCUACAUCACGCAAUAUCUCUGAGGAGGACGGAUGGAGAUCCAAAUCUCGAAAGUUACAGGCUACUGAAACAUUUGGAAAAGAGCUUGUUAUGACAUCAGAUGAAGCAUCUAUGAAGAAUUCAAGGCUACCUAAAGGAUAUGCAUAUGUUCCUGCAGAUUGCCUGUCAAAUGACAAACAGUCUAACGAGGAUGUAUAUGCUAGUGGACAAGGGGAACAUGACAGGUAGAGCCAACCAAAUAUCCCAACCUGGUCAGCCUAGUUUUUUUUAAUUUCGCCCACGAGGCUGACAUCCACAUUAUACGAUGCCAUGCCAUUUUGCACGUGGAAUUGUAUUAGUAUGGCAAAAUGUAGGGACAGGACUCUAGUCACUGUAUUGUUGCAGAACGUUGCAUUCUGCUCUGGCGAGGGGAGGUUUUGUUAACGUUGUUGUACAUUCGUUGUGAGAGUAAGCUGUACAGUGGAUGAGCAUUUCUUGCAUUUACUUGUAUUUGGAAGGGCAUGCAUUGGAAGCAUUCCUUCUUGUAAACCAUACAAGGGAAGAUCAUGAAAUCACCUGUUUUUAUGUAAAGUUGAUGUACAUAUUAUGACGGUUGCAUUAGUUCUGAAAGGGCUUGUGCUUGGUAUCAUAUUGUGACCGAGCAUAUAAAUUAUGUAACUUACUAAUUUUUUUUCUUAUACUGCAUUCUAAUUAAUUUUAACGCUGGUUGUCAUUUGUAAUCAAUCAUCUGGACUGCUAUAUUUCACUGUAGUUUAAUGAUAAAAUGAGCUCGUUAAGUUGCUCAACGUUUGGCAUUAA